This is a messenger RNA of Ictalurus punctatus (channel catfish), 1041 nucleotides long. RefSeq names its product regulator of G-protein signaling 9-binding protein. NCBI's taxonomy places the organism in Eukaryota, Metazoa, Chordata, Actinopteri, Siluriformes, Ictaluridae. Gene Ontology annotation, biological process: G protein-coupled receptor signaling pathway. The record is from RefSeq and is a predicted model, not a curated record. The transcript has 2 exons. The coding region runs from base 89 to 814 and encodes 241 amino acids. Gene Ontology annotation, cellular component: neuron projection.
UAUUUUUGGAAGACGAUCAGGCUGCCGCUGAGCCCGAGAACCCAGUUCCAGAUGUGCUAAAACUUUAACCAGUUGCGAUCGGCGGAGCAUGAAUCGGUGGCGGAGGUCAGUGGGAGAGAUCCAAGCCAGGAAGAGGCUUGUAAGUGAGUGUGAGCAGGCGCAGGCCGCCUUCAUCAAACUCACCGCCUGCUUCCAGCAAAUGGCCACCUGCUUAGGGAGUAACACAGACGGAAGCCUUCUGAGAGACGAGCUGGAGGAAACCAGGGGACAGGCGCAUAAAAUAUGUACAGGGCUGCACCGGAGGCUGCUGGAGCUGCUGGUUGAGACAGAGGAAGGCCAGAAUGACCGCGUGCAGGUCGAGCGCAGCUGGGUGCUGCUCCUGUGCGCUUUGGAGAACUUCCAGCAUGAGCUCAAGAGAGUCACCGCACUCCAGGAGCUCUUUCCCAUUGCUGUGCAGAAGGACAAACAUGCCCUGGUUAACACAGGUGCCUCUGGAGGAGGCACUGAGGUGGCAGGUCGUGCUGCCAUGGUGCAGAGCCCUUGGGUGGUGACAGAGUGCAGGGAGAAGCCUGACCUGAAAGGCCAUGUGCUGGAGAUUGAGGCCCUGCUCCAGGAAAUGCUGCAGAGGGUAAAUGUGCCACUGUGGUCAGUGGAGCCAAUGCAGAAAGCCUGGGAUGAGGGGACACAGGAAGCUGAUGAUGAUGACACCCUGGAGGAGAUGAUGGAGGUGGAAGUGGUGGCACAGGAUGGAAAAUCAGGCUGCUGCAGUCAUUCCAACUGUAGACUAGGAUGCAUAUUCUGUUUGCUCAACUAGACCUAUUUUGGACAAUGUAGCUAGUGAGAAAUCAGUCUUCAAUCCCCAUGUAAUUUGGCAUGUCUUGGUUUUAGCAACAAAAUCCAGAUUAAUCACGAUCCAUCUGGCAACUAUCAAUCUUUCAUACUGUACAUAUACUGCACAGUUUCAUAGGGUCAUUUUCAGACAAUACUGCCCCCUAUCUGCAAAUGCUACUAAACAAAAUAGGACUAUAAAAUGGAACACAC